AUGCGACUUCAACAAGCGACGAACAACCAAGUUGGACUAACCUCUACCAUCCGCGAGGGAUGGUUUGAUGAACUUCGGAGAAUUGCACAGUGCUUUAUCGCAGCACAACAGGCCAGCGCCAGAUUGGAGCAGGCCGUCAAUACGGAGCGUGCCCAGCUACAGGGCUCUCUUUCGUCCGCUCUGAACGAACGUGAUGUCAGAGCUUCUGAGCGCGAUGCUGCAGAACAGGAAGUCAAGUUUCUCCGUGGCCGCCUAAAUGAGCUGACGAAUGAGAUGCAAGAGUACCGAACAGGAAAUAACGAUAAUCAGGCAACGACCGGAUCAGCCAGAAGCCGCGAUAGCUGGGCUGUGACUGAAUUUCUUCCGCCGAAUGGAAACGGGCCUGGGCAGAUAGAGUAUCUUGACAAUUUCUCGAACGAAAAUUUGCCGCACCUACCUAACAAAGUUGAAGACAUGCCAUUUUCUCCUAGGCGCAUCAUCGGAGGACCGCCAGGCUACAUCAACAAUAGCUUCUCGUCGGCUGAGCAAGAGCACCCCACUGCACCUAACCAGAACCAACAGCUCAGAUCGAACACGCCUCAUAUUGCCAGCCGAGGGCCUCGAAAACAGUCAAAAUUCUUUGCCAAAAGAGGCGGUGCUGUGAUGAUCUCGCGGCCUCCCAGUGGAUAUGCAAGCAGCUCGGGAAAGAGCACUCCUGAUUUUGUCAAUGGUGGGCCAGUCCGUCGAUUCACGCAAACCCCUGGGCCAGGGAAUAAUGGGCCCUUCAAAGCACCUCCCCAACCCCCGUUUCCGCAAACGCAACAAUUCUUUGGACCUGGCAACAAUGGCCAUGCUCAUAAGAGAGCGGCCUCGUCGUUUUCGUCUGCCGAGAAUGGCACAUGUCCUCCCAACAAGAGCGAGCCAGCUGUUGGUUCUGGUCCACCUCCAUUUCUUACCAAAAACGGACGCUCAUCGGGACCGCGGGCUACGAUGGCGAACUCGACACGCGGUCAAACACCGGCCCCGCUAUCCAAGGAACUGGCAAUUGUGCGAAAUGACCAGGAGCGCAAUGGAAAAUUCGCGGCAGGUGUUGUGCACCCUUCUGGGGGCCUGGAUGCAGUGCGAGUCUAUGAUAUGUUUCAUUUCUACAACUCGAUCAAGGAUUGGGUGGACAAGUACUGCAGCGUUGUCAAUGAGAGCGCGAUGCACAACAUGAGCCGUCAACACCCGCGUCUUUGGGACUAUGCUUGCACUGUUACAUACCCCAAUAACAGACACAACGCCUCAAGCCACGCGCUUUACAUGCUUCUCAACAAGCCGUAUCGCAGUUUCUUCAUCUCACGACUUGUCAUCCAAUUUUUCGCCCAGCAGAUGUGGAACUCACAAGCGUGGGAGGGCAUGGAUGAACAGCUGACAGAUUUGCUAAUCAGUGUCAAGCACAGGCUUGACUUCAAGUAUGGAUACGACGCUGCCUUACAGCCUCAUGAGCGCCACGCACUCGUCGAUAAGCGCUCGCGUGCCAUCAGCGAUUUCAUCAACAGACCCAGCUGGAGCAAGUUCCAGGCACAGAAGGUGACCUAUGCAAUGUCCCGCACAAAGGAUAUCCUUGGACCGAUGCUGGAUUUGGAGAAGGUGGAUCGUGACAGCGCAGACCACGAGCUUCAUAUCAUUUGUGAGGAGGGUGUGGAGCUGUCCACCAAACUCUUCACCUCCCCCCUCUCGUUCCAGUUCAUCUUCAACGAAUGCGGUAUCAAGUUCAGCGACCAGUCUCACCGGCCUCUGAACUCGAGCAUCCCAGCACGCGAACUGCAGGCCCACCACUGGCGCGUGAUGUGUGUUGUGACGCCUGGUAUCACGUACCGCAACGACGCCGGUGUCAGUGUGGACCCGCGCUUCUUGGCCAAGGCCAAUGUCCUUCUCAUGCAGUAA
Sporothrix schenckii 1099-18 is the source of this 1908-nucleotide messenger RNA. RefSeq lists its product as uncharacterized. The transcript has 3 exons. Bases 1 to 1908 code for a protein of 635 amino acids. The record is from RefSeq and is a predicted model, not a curated record. Lineage: Eukaryota; Fungi; Ascomycota; Sordariomycetes; Ophiostomatales; Ophiostomataceae.